Prunus persica (peach) is the source of this 1302-nucleotide messenger RNA. Its product is annotated as protein FAR1-RELATED SEQUENCE 5-like. The transcript is spliced from 3 exons. Bases 1 to 1302 code for a protein of 433 amino acids. Lineage: Eukaryota; Viridiplantae; Streptophyta; Magnoliopsida; Rosales; Rosaceae. The record is from RefSeq and is a predicted model, not a curated record. Gene Ontology annotation, molecular function: nucleic acid binding; zinc ion binding. Gene Ontology annotation, biological process: regulation of DNA-templated transcription.
AUGUUGGGAGUUAAUAACCAUGGUCAGACAAUUGUCUUAGCAUGCACAUUUUUGAGCAAGGAAACGACUGAGUCGUUUGUUUGGAUGUUUGAGGAGUUUAAGAAAGCCAUGCCAGGUGGCGAACCUAAAACGAUCAUUACAGAUCAAGAUGCGGCAAUGGCCAUAGCGAUUUCAAUAGCCUUCCCGACUACAUUUCAUCGACUUUGCAUAUGGCACAUCACAUCAAAGUUCUCUGUUAAGUUACCACAUUCUGCUUAUAAGGAGUAUUGGCAUGAAUUUCAGAAAGCCAUAUGGGAUACUGACAAUAAGGAUGAGUUUGAUGCAAAAUGGAAUAUUGUGGUUACAAAAGCUGGUUUGACCGACCAUCCAUGGCUAAGUUCAAUGUUUGAUUUAAGGGAAUCUUGGGUUCCAGCCUACGCACGACAAUUUUUUGCCGCUGGAAUGUCAAGCAGCCAAAGAGCAGAAGGUUCUCAUGGUUUUUUCAAGCAAUACAUAUCAAGGAGAAAUUCGUUGAUGGAUUUCAUAAUACGAUUUGAGAGGGCACUUUCUCAUCAACGUGAAAAAGAGUUAGUUGCUGAUCACAGCUCAACAGAGGAUGCUUCUAAAGUUGUCUUUAACGUGAGCGAAAGGAAAAAUUGGGAAACAAGAGUGGCAGAAGUCGUAUAUGUGAAAGAUUCUGACCACGCAUCGUGUAGCUGCAAAAGAUUUGAAUUUGUUGGAAUUAUUUGCAAGCACAUCCUAGCAUUGUUCAGAAGGGACCAGAUUGAAUAUAUGCCCGAUAAAUAUAUUUUGAAGAGGUGGAAGAAAACUGCGAAAUCUGGAUUGGUGUUAGAUGCAAAUGGCAACGAAAUUAAAGACUGUGCAGAUCCUGGUCUUUUAAUAAAGCGGUGUACAAUGUCUCGAGUUGCUUCAGAUGUGGUUGAGGAUGCAUUAAUGAGUGAAGAAGGAUGUGAGCUACUGUCAGAGACUCUAAAAAGUUUGCAGGUGAAGUUGAAGUUGUUGAAGGAUGGACCAAGUAAUAACGAAGUUGGAGGGUCCAGCUCUCAAACACAAUAUAUGAAAGACCCUAAGAGAGUGAGGUGCAAAGGAAGGUCGAAAGGAGUAACGGGAGCAAAGGAAAAGGCAAUGAAGCGAGGGAUUAGACAUUGUCGAGAGUGUGGACACAUUGGUCAUGAUAGAAGACAAUGCCCAAGACAUUUGAACACACCGACAUCACCGUCGAACAAUGACGAAUCAACUCCAAUAGAUCGUAGUGACCCAUUAUUCGACGAAUUUGACAGGAUGCACGGACCAACUGAAUGA